AUGCAGUGGACUGCUUUCAAUGUUCAGGAGACCAAUAUCCAAACAAGGCUCAAAAUCUUUGUAUUUUAAAAACAACAACCUUCCUGUCUUAUAAUGAGUCACUGGGAAUCACCUUGGCCAGUGUUAGUCUCUUCCUUUCUUUCAUCACAGCUUUGGUGCUGGGGAUUUUCAUUAAUAAGCGGAACACUCCCAUUGUAAAAGCCAACAACAGGAGCCUGACCUACAUUCUUCUCAUUGUUCUUCUGCUCUCAUUCCUUUGCAGUUUGCUCUUCAUUGGACAACCUGACCAAGGAAAAUGUUUCAUGCGACAAGCUGCUUUUGGCAUCAUAUUCUCUGUAGCCCUUUCUUGCAUAUUAGGGAAAACAAUCAUUGUUGUUCUUGCUUUCAUGGCCACCAGGCCUGGUUCCAAAAUGAGGAAAUGGGUGGGGAAUAGGCUGGCUUUUUCUAUUGUCCUAUUCUGCUUCCUGGCACAAUUUACCAUUUGUACAGCAUGGCUGACAAUUUCUCCCCCAUUCCCCGAUUCUGACAUGCACUCUAUAGCUGAAGAAAUUGUCCUAGAAUGUAAUGAAGGUUCAACCACAAUGUUUUAUAUUGUUCUUAGUUUUCUGGGGCUCUUGACUUCAGUCAGUUUCACAGUAGCCUUCCUAGCUAGGAAGUUACCGGAUAGCUUUAAUGAAGCCAAAUUUAUUACCUUCAGCAUGUUGGUCUUUUGUAGUGUCUGGAUAUCAUUUGUUCCAAUCUAUUUGAGUACUAAGGGGAAAUACAUGGUGGCUGUGGAGAUCUUCUCCAUUUUGGCUUCAGCAGCUGGAUUACUGGGUUGCAUCUUUUCCCCCAAAUGCUACAUCAUUAUUGUGAGACCUGAUUUGAAUACAAAGGGACAGUUAAAAACAAAAUAA
Notechis scutatus (mainland tiger snake) is the source of this 896-nucleotide messenger RNA. The record is from RefSeq and is a predicted model, not a curated record. Lineage: Eukaryota; Metazoa; Chordata; Lepidosauria; Squamata; Elapidae.